UUUUUUGGAUCCGAUCCGACAAACUGGAAUGUUUUGUGUACGUUGGAUACGUACAGAUGUGGCUGAACUUCGAACUCGAUAGAAAUUUGACAUUUUAUAGAAGACAAGUAUAAAAUUGGUAUCUAGGUUGUUAAAAAUUGGAAGCAUAUAACUAUUGGACCAUGUCUGAUUCAGAAGAUGAAGCGAGGGACAGGGGGAAACAACUGAAAAUCGUUAUUGUUGGUGAUGGGGCAUCUGGAAAGACAUCUCUUGCAACGCGUUACUCUCAGGAGCAAUUUGGUAAACAGUAUCAACAAACCGUGGGUCUGGACUUCUUUCUCAAGAGAGUAUGCAUUGGAGAGAACUCUCACGUUUCAUUGCAAGUCUGGGAUAUCGGAGGACAGACGCUAGGAGGGAAGAUGCUUGAAAACUAUUUGUACGGAGCUCAUGGAGUAUUAAUGGUAUAUGACAUCACAAACUACAGCAGCUUUGAGAACAUAGAAGAUUGGUAUCAGAAGCUUAAAGAUGUUCUCAAGGAUGCAGACAAGUUCCCACAUGUUGCUCUCGUGGGGAAUAAAGCUGAUUUGGAGCAUAUGAGGACAGUGAAGGCUGAGAAACAUCAAAAGUUAUGUCAAGAACACAAUCUAUCUAGCCAUUUUGUCUCUGCAAAGACGGGUGAUUCGGUGAAUUUAUGUUUCCAGAAAAUAGCUGCUGAUAUACUAGGGAUCAAACUCACUAAAGCUGAAAUCCAAAACAACACUCGAGUUGUCAAAGCUGAAGUACUCAAAUCAAGAGAGGAGCCUGUACCAAGACCGAUGUCAUCACACACGCGGAGUUCAAUGUGUUCUGUCAUGUGACAUUGUCAUGUGACACUGUAUUUAAUAAACUCUCGAGCUAAGAGAAUACAUGCAUUUUGAGAGCAAUGAAGGUCUUUGAUCGUUCUUUUAUGAAGAAUGAUCGGCAAUGGCUUACUGCUGUCUUGCAUCCGACCAUUACAUAAGGGGCGCCCUCUUGUGAGAUGAUGGAAAGAUGUUGGCUUGUCGUUACCAUGUUCUCAAGAUCGACAAGGAUCUCAUCUUCAUCGUUUAUUUAUUAUUUUCUACCCAUGAUUUGAUCAGCGUUUCAAUCACUGCCUUACAUGAAGGUCUUAAUUAUCUCAGUCAUGAGGUCCAUCUCAUUUUCAUCGUCAGUGAAGUGAUGUCAUACUUGAAGACAAGCUUGUCCAUUGAGCAACUUCAAUUUCAGUGAACAGUACAUCAGCCUGUUGACUACUGAAUCAUGGAAUUCCUAUUGGAUUUGGACGGGGAUCGCCCACUUCCAUUAGACAAUAGGUUAACUAGUUUAAUACGUGAAAUGGAUGAUGUUUUUGUUCUCAUGUUGAACCUUAUUUCAGUCAAUUGCAGACCUUUAGGAGUCUUGGCUCAGAUAUCUCUAUGAAAUGAGAAGCUCAAAGCGACUUUGUAUAUUGAUAUCAGUAUCAUCUUGGAAUCGUUACAGCUAGCUCACAAAUAAGCACUUUGUCAGUGACAUAUUGGCUCCAAUUCACAAAGGUGGUUCUAAAACCCAUGGUUGAGUCCAUGGUUUAUGCAGAUUUCCUGUAAAAAGUACGCUUAA
Messenger RNA from Lytechinus variegatus (green sea urchin), 1593 nucleotides. RefSeq names its product ras-related protein Rab-28-like. The record is from RefSeq and is a predicted model, not a curated record. Gene Ontology annotation, molecular function: GTP binding; GTPase activity. Gene Ontology annotation, cellular component: Golgi apparatus; endosome. Bases 162 to 836 code for a protein of 224 amino acids. The transcript has 7 exons. NCBI's taxonomy places the organism in Eukaryota, Metazoa, Echinodermata, Echinoidea, Temnopleuroida, Toxopneustidae.